AUGGCAGUGAUUGACAAGACUGAGCAGAAGAGGCUCUGCAUGAUCAUGAAGGUUUUGGCUGUCGUUGCAGCGGUUACUGUGCUCAGUGUACAUGGCGCCCGUGGCAUUGCUUUGGCAAUCAUGAGCCCUACGGCCGCUUCCCAGGUACAGGAUGUUUACAGGGGUGAAAACAAAGGCAGAGAGGAAGCAGUGCAAGAAGAGGAAUUUGUAGAGCGGCGAGAAUCCUCCAAGGGCUCUGUCUUGCCCCCUACAACCUGUGACAUCCCUCCAGAUAGGCGCUUUGACUGUUCCCCGGAAAAGCUGAUCUCUCAAGAAGAAUGUCGGGCUCGGGGCUGCUGUUAUGUCCCUGUUUCUCGCCAGGAUUCUGCCAUUGGGAGGCCGUGGUGCUUUUUCCCUCCCAGCUACCCUAGUUACAAGAUGAAGAACCUGACUGCCACUGAAACGGGCUAUACUGCCCACUUGACCCGUGACACGCCCACUUUUUUCCCAGAUGACAUAAUGAACUUACAACUGGAUGUGAUGUUUGAGACGGAGGGUAGACUUCGCUUCACGCUUAAAGAUCCAGCCAGCAAGCGCUUUGAAGUCCCUUUGGAAACUCCCCAAAUGAGCAGUAAGACAUCCUCAACUCUCUACUCUGUUCAGUUCUCUGCUGAUCCCUUUGGCCUUGUUGUUGUUCGGAAAUCUAGUGGACAAGUACUGCUCAAUACCACAGUGGCUCCCUUGUUCUACGCUGACCAGUUCCUGCAGAUCUCCACCUCCCUGCCAUCAGGUUUUAUCUCUGGACUGGGUGAACAUUUGACCUCGCUCAUCCUUAAUGUUAGCUGGACCAAGAUCACCCUCUGGAAUCGGGACAUAGCACCUGUGCCCUCCGCGAAUCUAUAUGGCUCACACCCUUUCUACUUGAUGUUGGAAGAGGGUGGCUUGGCCCAUGGAGUCUUUUUGUUGAACAGCAAUGCCAUGGAUGUGAUACUGCAGCCCAGUCCAGCCAUAACAUGGAGAACAACUGGGGGUAUCCUGGAUUUCUAUAUCUUUCUGGGCCCAGAUCCAAAGAGUGUGGUGGGCCAAUAUAUGGAUGUCAUUGGGUACCCCUUCAUGCCCCCAUAUUGGGCUCUGGGAUUUCAUCUCUGUCGCUGGGGCUACAUCUCCACUGCUGUGACCCAGGAAGUGGUCAAGAACAUGACAGCGGCACAGUUUCCCCUGGAUGUGCAGUGGAACGACCUGGAUUAUGCUGAUGCAAAGAGGGAUUUUACCUUCGAUAAGGAUCGGUUCCAAGGUAUGCCAGACAUGGUACAUGAUUUCCAUCGUGAUGGCCGGAGGUACGUCAUGAUCGUGGACCCUGGUAUCAGCAGUUCCAGCCCCCCUGGCAGUUACAAACCCUAUGAUGAAGGCCUGAAACAAGGUGUCUUCAUCUUAAAUGCAACAGGGCAACCUCUGAUGGGGAAGGUUUGGCCCGGCCCCACUGCCUUCCCUGACUUCACCAACCCACAGGCCCAGCAGUGGUGGCACGACAUGGUGAAGGAUUUCCAUAACCAAGUGCCGUUUGAUGGCAUGUGGAUUGACAUGAAUGAGCCGUCCAAUUUUGUGGAAGGUUCCUUGGAUGGCUGUCCAGACAACAAUCUUGAGAACCCCCCUUAUGUGCCAGGUGUUCUGGGGGGCUCCCUGAAGACACACACAAUCUGUGCUUCCAGUAAGCAAUAUCUGUCCUCCCACUACAACCUGCACAAUCUGUAUGGGCUGAUGGAGGCCAUUGCUUCACACGAUGCUUUAGUGAGAGUGCGAGGGAAGCGCCCAUUUGUGAUUUCCCGUUCCACCUUUGCAAGCCAUGGUCGCUAUGCUGGCCACUGGACUGGAGAUAUUGCAAGCACCUGGGAACAUUUGUACUACACCAUACCAGCGGUGCUGCUCUUUAACCUCUAUGGCGUGCCAUUGGUUGGUGCUGACGUCUGUGGCUUUGUGGGUGACACUUCGGAAGAGCUGUGUGUCCGCUGGACCCAACUGGGUGCCUUCUAUCCCUUCAUGCGAAAUCACAAUGACCAUGGAAACAGGCCCCAGGAGCCGUACUCCUUCAGUCAGGGAGCCCAGAAGGCCAUGAGGAAAGCCCUUCUCCUGCGCUACUCACUUCUUCCCUACCUCUACACUCUCUUCCACAAGGCCCACUCUGCAGGGGAGACGGUUGCCCGCCCUCUUUACCUGGAGUUCCCCGAAGACCCCAAUACGUGGAACAUUGACCGGCAGCUCAUGUGGGGAGCAGCACUUCUUAUCACCCCUGUACUGGAGGCAGGGAAGACAAAAGUCAGCGGCUACUUCCCUUUGGGCACAUGGUACAACCCAAUGGCUGGAUCCACCAUUCACAGCAAGGGGCAGUGGAUUCUCUUACCAGCUCCACUUGACACAAUCAAUGUCCACAUACGUGCAGGAUACAUCUUACCAUUGCAGGAGCCUGCCUUAACAACCACAGAGUCCCGCAAAAAGGGGAUGACCCUGGUGGUGGCUUUGACACCAGAAGGGGUGGCUAGAGGUGACCUAUUCUGGGAUGAUGGUGAAGGACUACUGACUUUUGAGAAGGGUGACUAUACACAGAUCCUCUUUCUGGCGAGAAAUAGCAUGCUGGUAAAUGAGAUUGUGAGGCUCAAUGGCCAAGUCGAUGGGCUGUUGCUUCAGGUAGUGUCUGUGUUGGGUGUUUCCAGCCCUCCUCAUCACGUCCUGGCAAAUGGCAUCCCAGUUGCAGACUUCUCUUACCGCCUAGACACAAAGAUCCUUAACAUCUCCCUCUCUCUGCUGAUGGGGGAGCAAUUUGUCAUCACCUGGUCCUGACCCUAGAAGGGAAGCUCAUCGGUUUUGCAGAACCAUAAUGA
This is a messenger RNA of Euleptes europaea (tarantolino), 2855 nucleotides long. It is a transcript of the gene GAA, whose product is annotated as alpha glucosidase. Gene Ontology annotation, cellular component: lysosomal membrane. Bases 1 to 2814 code for a protein of 937 amino acids. The transcript has 19 exons. Gene Ontology annotation, biological process: glycogen catabolic process; lysosome organization. Gene Ontology annotation, molecular function: carbohydrate binding; alpha-1,4-glucosidase activity. The record is from RefSeq and is a predicted model, not a curated record. NCBI's taxonomy places the organism in Eukaryota, Metazoa, Chordata, Lepidosauria, Squamata, Sphaerodactylidae.